Molecule: messenger RNA, 267 nt
Organism: Sporothrix schenckii 1099-18
Lineage: Eukaryota; Fungi; Ascomycota; Sordariomycetes; Ophiostomatales; Ophiostomataceae
Exons: 1
Coding region: 1-267 (88 amino acids)
Source: RefSeq, a predicted model, not a curated record
AUGUGUCCGAAUAAACUACCUGCCAAAGCUACCAGACCGCCUGCAGCAAAGCGACACAAUGCGGUUGAGGUGUGGAAAGGUGGCAAGGGUUUUUGUUCUGAAUCGGGCUGGGAGAAGAAGCUAACGAAAGAGGCUUUCCUCUUCUCGCCUCUAGUGACGACAAGCUCUCCAAUGCUCCAAUGCACGCCGAUAGCAGGGGAAGCAGCAACAAGCGACAGGACACACCGGAAGGCCAGGAAAAAGGGUGUCGAGGAGAUGCGAGGGUAA